Molecule: messenger RNA, 1008 nt
Organism: Trypanosoma rangeli
Lineage: Eukaryota; Euglenozoa; Kinetoplastea; Trypanosomatida; Trypanosomatidae
Exons: 1
Coding region: 1-1008 (335 amino acids)
Source: RefSeq, a predicted model, not a curated record
AUGAAAGUUUCGGAAUCUGCCCCAGUAAGGCGUGAGUUGCGCAGGGAAAUUGCGGCACUGGGGGAGGGGAGGGGAGGGGAGUUAGUGAAGCGAAGCGAUAAAAAAACAGGCGUAGAGAUCUGUACUGAAAUGCUUGCUAGCAUUUUUUUGCGGCGCAGCUAUUGGCUUGACAUUCGGCCGGCGACUGUGGUGCUCCUGUUUUUGCUUCACUCCUUUCUAGUGUAUGAAUGCGCUAUGCGGGGGCAUGAAGAAAAUGGAGCGGAAAUGCUUGCAUCUGCGAGUCAAUUGACGGAACUCAUGAACAAUGCAGUUCCUGUGGGACCCAUGUACUCCAUUCGGGUUCACUUUCUUCACCAUUGCCUGAAAGACGGAUGCACAAGGGAUAAUGAAUUCUUGGCACGUGAUGUGGCCCCAGCAGACGUGCUAAUCUUAGUUUUUCCGCCUAAUAUGACCUUGAACCGAGCCGAGGUAGUCCAGCACUUCGUUUUGUUGCGUCGUUGGUUGUGGAUUACACCGUUGAAUUUCUCCUCUUUCGAAGUGGACGGUAGUAGUUCUUACGCACUCCCGGAGCGGCGUUUAUCGUUUGCUGAAUCUGGGAAUGUCCCCGUUCCGGUCAUUCUUCGUUUCCGUAACAUGUCGGCCUUUCUGCAGGCUGAGUCAUCCCCACUAAAGGUGUAUCCUGCGUCAAACGGGGCUUCCAUCGCUGCAUGCUUUCUUAUUGAGACAGAUCCCUCACACAUUCGCACCUCUUCUGGUGGAACUCUGCAAGAUGAACUUGCGGCAAACCCCAACGCCUCACGCAUUCUUGCAAUGGCAGUAAACUGGGGCUUUGCACACAACGCCAACUGGACUCUUUUUAUCUCUCCGUGCGGGAGUAACCAAGUCUAUAAGUGGGACAGGCGCCACUCUUAUUCUUUGGAAAAUACUAUCGUGUGGUGGGUGUGUGCUGCGUCGGAUACGUUCAUCGAGGUAAAUGCUGCAGCAAGCUUGAUUACUGCCGUUACAUAA